Molecule: messenger RNA, 255 nt
Organism: Ceutorhynchus assimilis (cabbage seed weevil)
Lineage: Eukaryota; Metazoa; Arthropoda; Insecta; Coleoptera; Curculionidae
Source: the annotation of a GenBank genome assembly
AUGAGCUCUUUUACCCUUUUCAUGAAAGAAAACCACAACAAUGACAAAUCCUUGAUUGAAAAUGUAAGGCACCUCAGAGACAAAUGGGCCCAACUGUCUGAAGUAGAAAAAGAAAAAUACAGAAUGAUAUCCCAAAGGAACAUGGAACAAUACAAAGUUGAAAUGGCCAAAUGGGAAGCUCAAAUGAUUGCAGAAGGCAAACCCCAUCUUGUUAGAUCUAAAACCCUUAAGCCUAAAAAGGGCAAAUCUGAAUAG